CGUGUCUUUCAAAUUUCGAGAAGGCCAUUGCAACUUCCUUUCUUAGCUGCUAUUUGUCAGAAGAAGGCAGAACUUCAGCAUGUCGAUGACAUUUGUGUCUGGACGACAGCGUUCAGAACCUACUCAACAAACAGUUCAAUCGCUUCUAGAUGAGAAUUCACAACUUAUUCAGGCUAUUGUUGAUUAUCAGAGUAAAGGGAAAGCAUAUGAGUGCACACAAUACCAGCAACUUUUGCAUCGUAAUCUGGUGUACUUGGCAACAUUAGCUGACUCCACUCAAAGCAUGCAGAACACAAUCCCAGCUCCUGGCUCACAGAGUAGUUCCAAUAGACCCCCAGCAUCUGCAACACCACCAUCUGGGGGUGGUAUGCACGGCCUUCCUGAUAUGACACCAAACUCUGGUACAUCCUCAGACAUGAUGCCAACUUCAGGAGGAUUGAAUGCUGGAAUGCCCUCAGGAAUGAAUGACCCAAUGAAAUCCAACAUGCCCCCACAACUGGGAGGAAUGAGUGGUCCUACCACUGCAGGAUAUGGUGCCAGUUCAGUUGGUGGGAUGGGACAGUCAACCUCAUCCCCUCCUCAACUUCAGCAUCCACCCAUGACAGCGCAGAGUCACAUGGGUUACCCGAAUCCCUCUCAAAGCCAACAGAGUCGACCGGUAGCUCCACCAACCAUGUCGGGACCAAUGGGAAAUUUACCUCCACAGGUUCCACCCAUUCAGUCUCAUGCUCCUCCAGCUAUAGGUCAACACAUGAUGUCACAGAAUCAACCACAGUCUCAACAAUACAUGAUGCAGCAGAGGCAGAUGCAGUUCAGACAAGGUGCACCGCAACAGAUGCCUCAGCAACAACAGUCGCUUUCACACAGUCACCCUGGAUAUGGGCCACCUAGCUCAGGAGGUUUGCCAUCAACUGGUAUGAUGCCAGGGUAUCCCUCACAGCAGCAAACACAAAGAUUCAAUCCUUACAGACAGCCUCCUCAGCAACAAGGCUUGUCACACAUGCCAUACCCAACCCAGCAACAGCCAGGACAGUCAGUUAUGGGUCAGCAACCACCAAUGGGUCAGACACCUGUGGGACAGUCACCCAUGCAACAGCCACCACUUGUAUAACAUGACUUGUCACAAGUCUGUAAUGUGACACAAUUUGUUACAAGAUCAUGUGGCUGAAAUAGUUACAAAUUUAUGUUGCAAACAUGGUUGUGGAAGUGUUACACCCAGUUUGAUAAGAUCUGGAUCAGAAGUACCACUGCCCUCAUGACAUAUGUUCUAGCUCUGCAAGUGUAUCCAGCCACAACACAUCAUCUGAAUGUCUACAUGAGGUUCUUUAGAAGACUCUCUCAGGGAGAUAUAUCCUAUGCUAGCAUCAAACUGACUCUAUUAAGAAGAUAAGGUCGUUUUAUUUAUCAGAAAUUACGUGGAAAUUAUAAAUCUUUCUUGUCAAAUGCUUUCUAUAACCUCUCCCCUUCACUUUCACCACCUGCCCUUGUAAUGUGGUUCAGAAAGUACCCUUGUUGAAACAAAUGCUUUGGUAUUUACAAGCCUGGGUUAAUAGGUCACAUUGUAUAUUUAAAACUUCCUGUAAAUAAUAUUUAGAUUUCAUGGUUUACUUCAAUACGGUAAGUUGUGUUUUGUUUGCACAAAGGCAAGGUAUACAAGAAUUAGCAGAAAUUUUUCUUUUAAGAAUUUGAGAUAUUUAAUCUUGUAGGAACAAAGGUUUGUCACCAGAGAUGCUGAAAUCUAUUUUGGGAAUAAUUUUUGCAAUUUUCUGUUUAAGCAGAAAAUGAAGAUGGUAAAAGCGAAAUUUUUCUAGAGUCCAACUUCAGGUUAACAGGAGGACUAAUAAGUAAUUAUUUGAAGUUGAGCUUGAUAUCACGAAUGAUUAAUGCCGAGGUUGGAGUUAUUGUGCUCAAACCAAAGGCUUGGGCAGAUAACACAGACACAAGGUUUGAUAAUUCAUGAUAUCAUGCAAAAACAGAAUUCAGUAAUUGUUUUAUUAUACAUUUUUAAACAAUUUGCAAAAGAAGACACCUCUCUCCAAGUUGGCAAAAGUUUGAGAACGCUACAGAUGAGGAGCUUGGAAAUUAGUCAGACUUUGAACUUGACAUGAUAUCUACAGAUAUUGGGUUAUUAUGUCAACUUCAUGUGCUGUUGUAUAUUGACUGUAUGCUCUCAACCAAUCAGAGUUUUCCCAGUAAGUCUAGUGUAUAAUAACUAAGAUCAUCAGUUGAGUAUUGUGUGGAAAAGGUUUGGUGACAGGAUCUGGACCGAACGAAAAAAUAAUGGUGUUGUCAUGGGCAACCAUCCUUGUUUCUAAUGGUAACCAAAUCUCAUAUUGUAUCCCAAGAGCCACACGUCAACAAUGACCCAAAAGAACUGACAUUGCCAGUGGAAACUGAGCCAUUCGCUAGUUACAAACAGAUUUAACAUCAAAUCAUGAUCACUAAACUUCUGUUGUCUCUCUCAAUUGAAAAUCAUAGUUGUAGUAAGAGUGGAAAUAAAGAAUACAAUUUGACAUUUGA
This is a messenger RNA of Pocillopora damicornis (cauliflower coral), 2520 nucleotides long. RefSeq lists its product as uncharacterized. The record is from RefSeq and is a predicted model, not a curated record. NCBI's taxonomy places the organism in Eukaryota, Metazoa, Cnidaria, Anthozoa, Scleractinia, Pocilloporidae.